GAACGUUCGUAUAUUCCGAGCAAAUGAACGAAGAAGGAGGAGGUUGCUCGAUGUCGCUGAAACGGGCGCCUAGUUCACAGAUGAUGGAUCCAAUCGUAUGUUUGAAGCGUGGGAGGAAAAGUGUCAAUUUGGACGCGGAGAAUUCCGAAAAGGAGGAUACGCGAACUCGAACUCCGAUAUCACGUAAAUGGCGCCGCUCUGUACAAUCAUCUUUGUCACAAGUGGGAUUUGUGUCUGUUUCUCCCAACAAAUCGAAAAGGAUAAAACCAAUCAAGAAAGCAUUACCGUACGUGCAGCGCGUGCCGUCGCACAGUGCACAGGUGCCAGUGCAUUCACCUCACGUACCGCAGCCUGCACAAAUACCGAGCACACCUCCUUUGUUGAUGCAACAACUCACAGACAUGAGGUUGCACCAAGCGAUAUCGCCGCCGAGAGCACAGCCGCCGAAAGCACAGCCGCCGAAAGCACAGCCGCCGAAAGCACAGUCGCCGCAGCAGCCGCUGAGUGCGGUGCGGCUCGUGAAAUCGCAAGCACCACAGUCAUCGAAGCCGUUACCGCCGAGUGCGAGUGGUGACAAAUCUUUCACGCCGAUCGAUAAAGUGCCGGUAAUAGAGUCUAAACCAACUUCCAGCAAUGAUGGAUCAACUUCUUUCCGUGCUGCAUUUGGGGUGACACCUGUGGCCACCAAGUCGAUGACUGUGCUUGCUGCCUCUGCCGCCGAGGACUACGACGGUGACGACUACGAUGACCAGUCGGAUGCUGCUGCUGAUGAUGACGACUAUGACGACGAGGAGGAAGAGUACGAGCACGUAGACGGCGAAAAGGUACAAGCGUUGCCGCCAGCUGCUCCGGCUGAGGAGGUCGUCGUGGACGAGACCGAAUUGGCGGUUAGCAGUAUCGUACCGCCUGUGGAUGCCACUGGAUUGGAAUUACCCCCCGACUGGAAGUACGACGACAGUACGUCGCAAGAUGCAGCAGACGCCGCUGACAAUCUGUCGUCGUCGCGAAUGUACGAACAACAAUUUGCUACACCGGUUAAGAAGAAAAAGCCGAAGAUUGUGUCGAUAGAAAACGUCAGUAUAGGAAGAGCUGUAACUCUGCGUACCAAAUAAAUCAUAUAUUUACAUCGUCA
Odontomachus brunneus is the source of this 1132-nucleotide messenger RNA. Its product is annotated as homeobox protein slou-like. Lineage: Eukaryota; Metazoa; Arthropoda; Insecta; Hymenoptera; Formicidae. The transcript is spliced from 2 exons. Bases 24 to 1112 code for a protein of 362 amino acids. The record is from RefSeq and is a predicted model, not a curated record.